GCAUCAUUCCAUCCCAAAUAUAAAUGCUUAUAAUGCCUAGGCCUAGCUAGUAGCCACUCAAUAAAGACUAGGCUAGGCCAUACUGUCACAGACAGCUAGCUUUCUGCGGUCGUCGAACGUAUUCUGUAGCAGCUAGGCCUUGACUUAAUAAAGUCAAGAUGACAGGCCGUGAUAUGAGAAAGUUUUUAUCCAAUCAUAGAAUUGGCAGACAAGAGAUUGCAAGAGAAGAUGAAACCGAUAAACUUGUGGUACGAAUGAAAGAAGGUCUUGGAAGCAGUAAAUAUUCCCAAGUAGAUUAUGAAAAACUUAAAGCCUACACCCUUGACAAAAAGGUCUCAGGAAACCGGAUGCUACUAAAGAUGCAGAAAUUAUCUUCAUUUUCAAAAGCUAAUCGUGAGAAUAAUCUACUAAAGCAGCAUCGGGCUGCAUGGCUAAAAGAAUGUACUCGACUUGAGACUUUGCGUAAAAGGGCCGACAGUGACUGUGAAGUAUUCAUCGACGGUGGCACAUUGGAAAACUCAUCAAUAACAAUGUUUAUGUUUGAUGUGGAAGAUUAUUUGGAAGUACUUGAAAAAGAGUUAAAAGAAUUCAAGUCAGCAACGCUUGAACCUGUUUGGAAUUUGAGAGACGAUUUACAAGCCUGGAUGUCGCAGAAUGAAAUUGAUUUGAAGAACCCAAGUCAAAAUCUAGUGGCUCAGCAUAAAAAUAUAUGCUCAGUAAUCAAUAGUGUAAAAUUACAAGAAAAGGACAUCCUUGACAAACUGAUGUAUGAACAGCUUUGCAUUGAAGCUGAACUGAAAAGAUCAGACUUGCAAGAUGUAACAGCACCCUCUACCAAGAUGGUAGUAGAGGGUAUUCCUGUUGAAGCAGAGUUUUUAGAAUGUCCGGACGAUACAUUGCGGAGUCAAGUUUUAGAGCAAUUCUUAGUUUUAGAUGAGUAUUACAAACAAAAGUUAAAAGAUCUGGACUCCACACAUAUACAUGUUAUAAAAAGUCCAAUGGAUGGAUGGGAAGAAGAUGACCAUUUUGUUUUCCAGGCUACUGUUGACCGCUACCCACCUAAUUCUCCAAAUCGAAGGGUGUUGUAUUUAGACAUGUUGAAGAGAUUUCUUCCGCAUAAAACAAGAGCAGAGCUUGUGGCUCAUGAGGAAUGGAUUAUUGGUUACCGCUUUUAUAACGAGACGCGCAAAGUGUUGGUUAAGUGUUGGGCAAGAGAUAAACAGGAGUUAUUCAACCGUGCAGCAUCUACUUUUGCCGAUGCCUGUCUAGCAAAAGAGUUGGAACACAUCAAGGCAAUUGACCGACAAAAUCAGAAACAGAUAUGCCAGCAACUUGGACAUAAGCUCCAAAUUUGGCACGAGCAAAAACAAGAGGCAUUGAAGCUUGAGGCUGAAAUCUUUGCCAGACAACAAGAAAAAUUGCAUAAAAAACAAAUGAAAGAACUUGAAAAAGAACAACAACGAAGAGCCACUCAAAAACAACAGAUUGAUGAGUUUCAUGAAAAAUUGGCAAAAGCCCAGGAAAAGCAGAGAGAGGAGGAUGAAAAACGACUUGCUAGCUUACGGGAACAAAUGGCAGAGCAGGCAGUUCAUGAUCAACAAAGGGUUGAGUUUCGUGAGAAUCUCAUGAGGGAUCGAGAAAAGAUGAAAGAAGAAGAACGGAAACUUCAAAUCGAGGAAGAAUUAAAAAGAGAACAGCGUUUGGAUGCCCUGCGCCAACAGGUUAAAGUUGAUGUAGACUAUGACCCUGUGAGAAUGAUGCAAGAUACAGUGUCAUCAAAUGCAAAGAAGGGGAUUGGAGUUGAAGAGGACAUCAACAUCCAGAGGCCUCUCUUUGAUCUAGUCAGCUUUACCUCAGAGACUGUGCAAGCAGACCCAAGGCUACGAAUGGAGGAGGCCCUCAGGAAGGCUGGACUUCAUGAGAACCCGUACGCUAGGAAAAUGCUAGCCACUAUUAAACCAGUCAAACCACCAAGACGAGACAUGCAGUCGGAUGGUAUGAAAAAUGUCAUGAACACUGAAUUAUGAUCACACUGUACAUCAGAAAGGGCUUGACUGGUUCAUGUUCUUAUAGAGCACACACCGAGAAUUUUGUUUAUUAGUCUGAACAACAUUUGAUCAGCAUUGGUCCGAUAAUGUAUGUUUGUUUUCAGACAUAUCUGAUGAAACAUAUCAUGCAUAUUACCUAUGUCUGUUGAAAAUAUAUUCCAAUUCCCUGUCGAGACUAUCCAACUUUAACAAAUGUGGCAUGCCUAUUGUGACUAUAUAUGGGCAUACAACAGUUGUUUGUCAAAGAAAAUUUGAUAGUUUAGUUGAGCCUGGCUUUAUUAUAUUGUAUGUACUGUCAGUGCAUGUCAGAUCCAUGGUUUUCAAAUUAUACUCGGACCAGUAUUAUGUGUUAACAUCCUAUGCCUAACCCUAGUAUCUUAUAUAUAAUACAUUUAUGACAUUUAUAAAAAAUUAUGGUAGACUUGCUUUUAUAACCCCACGAGCAUUUGUAGAUCAUAUUACAUUUUCUAUUGGGUCUUAUGUCUUUGAAUGAGUCCCUUUUUUGUCAUACUUGAGUUAAAACUUUUACUGAGGUAUCUAGAUGAGAUAUGCUGCAACACACCCACUGAAAAGUGUGAGCAGCUCAAGAUAUACACCAUUUUAUCGGGUGUAGUUUGAAACAGCGCUGCCAGUGUCUGAAGAUUCGCAACUUUUCACUGGGAGACAUCCAGAAGAGCAGCAGUAACAAAACCAAAAACACUGCAGGAUAUAUGCACCCCUAUUUUCUUUUUUUUUGUGGCAUUUUGUUUUCAAAGACUAGGCUUUGUUGACUACAAGAAGAAAGAAAGCUGUGCACCAGCCACAGAUAAAUAUUGGCAACUAAGCAAAAUGCCUCUGGAUGUCCCCUGGUUUUAGUUGCCAGGAAAUUUUCAUUUCAAAUUUGGUGAAAAUAGUGUAUACUGUAUCAUUUGAACAGGUCUGUCUACACUAUCAAAGGUAAUGCAACAAAUUUGUGUGAUGUGUAUGGGCAUAAUGAUGUCAUGUAAUUUUACUUAAGUAUAGACAUAUUACAUUAUACUAUGUCACUAUAUACUAUAUGAUUUCAUAGUGGGGACACAUCUUAAUAAUGAAGUUGGCUCACAAAAAUUAUGACAUGAACGUAUGUAAUUAUUGUGUAAAAAACAAUCCUUAAUUGUUCUUCCAAGAAGAUGAUGAAGGGUCUACUUUUGCAAUGUAAUAUUUUUACCUGGUGCAAUGUAUUAAAUAUUAAUGUGUAAUUAGAAAUGAUAGACACAUUUAGAAAUAACAAAUUUAAUGACCAUUCUAACACAUGAUUUAAUGUGUAAAGCAGCUUGUAAAUUUAUUAGAAAACAGUUUGUUUACAAAGCCUACUAAAAACAAAUUCUGUCCACAUUUACAAAACAAAACAUUUCUACAGCUUAAAAAUAUCAUUCUAUAUUGUACAGCCUCUAGAUAUGGUAAAUAAGUUAUGUGGACAUCCAAAAGUAAUAAAUAUAAAUUUAAAAUACAUUAUUACCACUUUAUUUUAAAGAUACUGACAGGAAAAAUAUUGAAUAAAUUUGAAAUGUCUUAAUAUGUAUUGUUCUACUCACUAAUUACAAGUUCUAUCUUUCUCAUUAAUAAUUUAAAUACUACAGUAUUUCCUAAAAUUACAAUAGCGAUAACAUUUGGCAAUAUAUAUUUUUUUAAAGUUAAUCAUGGCUCUCUCAAAUAUUGCAUUGGCAUAACAAUGAACAUGUAUAAAAGGUAUAUGCAGCCAAUCAAAGGAAGAAGUGCUGUGGAUGUUUUAUUCCAACAUGCAUUUAAUAUGCGAGGUCUAACCACAAAUGAUUCUCAUGGUUGGGAAAUAAAAAAAUUGAAUCUAUAGCAUAUUUGGGUGGAUAGCAUUAUAAUCUUUAAUGUUAUUUUUGAAUAGCUUUCCUAAAAUAGAUAUAUCCAGAGGUGUGAGCUUUUGAGAAAAUCAGCCUUUAAGAAACAAGGAAUAAACAAUAGGACAGGAAGCACUCAAAUUUGUGCAAAGUACUCAAAAAAUAUAUACUACUGUAUUAGUAUCAUAAAAUCAAUUAUCAAAGUAUUCAUUUCAUGGUCAAACCCUUACAUAUAUCUGGGCUAAAAUUUUAUAACAUCACAUCAUGAGAGAACCACUCUAAUGGAAUUAGUAUAUGUGGAAAUAUUUACAUGUUUUAAUAUUAUUCAGCACCGAUUUAGUAUCAAACUACAUAUGCGUACAAAAAUAUGAAAAGCAAGUUGACAGGUGGGAUGUGUGAGCACAGCGAGUACAGUUUACAACGCUCAGUUGUGAUGGUUGAGGGAAGCAGACGUCAUUAUGAAUCAUCAACCUAUCGGAAGGCAGAAUUUAAGAUCAACAAACAAUUAAAAAAAACAUCACUUUUUACCAAAUAAUCCUCAAAUCAUUUUUCUGGAAAUUAAAACUUAAAUGAAUUAAACAAACAUCAGAAUUUAUAAAUGUAUUGAUAUACAAGACAAUUACUUAUAGGAGUAUAUACAGUAUUUUCAAGAAAUUGAGCCAUAAUGGAGAUGAACUUAUACCCGAUUCACACAAGAAAAAAAACUUUACACAUAUGCUACAGAACAUUAGUAUGUGUCUUCUGCUAAAUUGCGUCUGUGUAAAUGCAUAAGAUCUUAACUGCCUGCGUAUCAAAUAUGCUAUUGACUUUUACCAAGGUUUUAAUUCACUUGUAUGAAGACCAAAGUGUUUCGGUAGGAAUCAUAUGUAACAUUUUGUUGUGUGUAAAUCGGGUCAAAGUUGAUUGGCUAAAGUUAAUGGUUAUGCUAGCCUGUUCACAGUUUCAGCAUAGAGAAUUCAUAAUGCAGUUCAAAAUUUUAAACUUUCAAAAGAGCUAGGAAGUAAUUUUUAGGAGAGACCCUGAAUAAUAAUGAGGUAGUGAGUGAAAUUAGAGAAUUGUUAAAGGAGGAUUGAUUAUAAUUACAGAGGAAAUCUGAUAUUAAAUGAUGGGUGUACUGCACUGGCAAGGUAGACCUACUAUAUAAUAAUAGCACCAAGUUUUGGACAGUUUAUUUUUAUUAAGUAAAAGUGAAGCAUCAUAAUCAUCAUCCUAUAAUGUGCAUAAACCUUGUAUGAGUAUAUUCACACUGCAUGGUGGUUAAUUAUGUUCACUUGAGAAAAUUAUCAGAUGUGAAUACAGAUACCCUGUCCUUGAAUGUGUUGAUAGAUGGUGAAUCAACAACAUAUUCAUUUGUCCUAGUUAAGAAAUUUUGCUUAUAGCACCUUGGGGGAGGGGGGCACAGCACCUGCAAUGCAACUCCUGGUUUUAACACAAAAAGGCAAUUCCUGGUGUUUUUCAAAAUGUGUACGCUUUGUUCUUUAAUAUGCAUGUGAACCAUGUUGUACACAACAUGAGCAAUGGCUUAUACCGGUGUGUUGCUUUUCCAAAAGACAUUAAACUAUAAUCUAUAUUUAAGAGGAUGAUGCAAUAAGCAGUACAAGGAAGAACCCCGGAGAAAGUGUGCAACAGACGCAGUGCAUCGCUGAUAGUGAAUUGAGCAGUAUUAACAAAUGGAUUUCUUUGCACUUUUCCAAAGAGUGCUUAAACUUCAUUUUUGAAUGAGAGUGAGUGGACUACAACUGUAAUUUUACUGAGAGAGAAUCUGAAUAUGAUAGAUUAGAACCAGGGAUACAAUUCCCUUAAAGUCAAAGCAUGCAUACCCAUAGUUAACACUAGUAUUAACCGACUACGCUAUAUACUGUACUGCCAUCAUUACCACUGAAGCAUAAUUAUAUAAUUAUUAUAUAGUAUCUGUGUUAUCAUAAAUGGUAGUUUUGGAGUAGCAAGUAAAAUAGCAAUUAGGUACUAGUAUAACAAUAAAAAGUAUAUAUAGUCAAGUGGUAGCAACCUAGAAAUUAAUGGACAACAAGUAGGCCUAUUUGGCAACAAUGUAAACUAUAUUGACAAUUGUAUACAUUAUGGGACAAGUGACUGGUGGGGCAAGUGACUAGUGGGGAACCUAGAUGCUAGUAGACCAUCUAGGUGGUGAGCAAAAAGGUGUUGAAUAAGUAUAGGUGUUGGUAGGGCAAGUAAGUUUUGGUGAGGCAAUUAUUUACUAGUGGGCCAACUAUUAGUUGGUUAGGCAGCUAAGAUGGCUGCUAGGAUUACCUGUCUUGGCAGCUGCCAAAGUAGCUGGAAUAAAAGAGUAAAAGUUUUAUGUUUAUCGGUAGAACUAAUUAGGCCAUGAAAUGCAGUAUAUUGGUAUCCCAAGGAACAUAUGUAAGUAGGGGUGUAUUUCAAUAUUUGACACCAUUUUAAUACUGUGAAAAUAACAUAAUUUUUUUUAAAAAGAGUUAAAACUGGAAAAGACACAUAUUAAUAUAGUUCUUGACUGGAUAAGAUAAAUAAAAUAAACCUUUAACAAUUACACUUACUAUAAUACCAUGCAUAUCAAUUUACACACAUACAGUUUCUACAAAUUUAAUUAGAGCAAAUAGAUUUUAAUACUUGUUUAUGGCCAGCCAUCUUAAAAUUAGCAAUUCUAUUGUGUACAUUUUUAAAGUUAAAGCAAAGAAUAUAGAACUACAAGAGGUCUCUCGGGACAAAUCCUAUCUCUAGAAGUACUACCAUAAACUAGAGGGCAUCCUUCAAAAUAACAUAAAAGGCGUGCGUAUCAAACGUAUGCUGCAUGUUAUAGAAUGCAUGUUCGAACUCUACUCUAAUAGGACGCCCUCUAUCUUGUUUUUUGUUUCAUUGCGUGCAUGCAAAAUCAGGCAGUCAGACUCCUUGCAAUUCUAUGCUCUUUGGUUAAAGCAUGCAAUGUAAUCAUGAUCUGCAUAAUACAGUAAUAAAAUUAUUGGUCCAUUGGUUAUCAAAAUAUAUACCACAUCACUAAAAUUAAUUCAAUUCUAAUACAAAUUCAGUACAAAAUAAUACAGUAUAUGUAAACACAAUUUUAAAAACACAUGUAAACAUAACAUAUACAAAAUAACAUUUAUCAAACCGUUCAAUGCAAAAUUUGCCUAAAUAUUCUUAGAAUUCAUUUAAAUAAGGACAGGUAAAAAAAAGGAUUUUUCUUUAUUUGGCCUUAUUAUUAACUAUUCCCACAUGUUAGCCAACAUUGUCAAUUGGUGAGCAAUAUAAUAUAUACAUCAACACAUUAUUUUAAAAUGCAUGGUUUUAUAUUAUUUAAAUAUUAACAAGCAAAACAGACCUAUAAACAAUGACAUAAACAAUCACAUAAACAGUAGUAUAUUUACUAAAAUAAA
Molecule: messenger RNA, 7245 nt
Organism: Anneissia japonica
Lineage: Eukaryota; Metazoa; Echinodermata; Crinoidea; Comatulida; Comatulidae
Product: coiled-coil domain-containing protein 148-like
Exons: 11
Coding region: 159-2027 (622 amino acids)
Source: RefSeq, a predicted model, not a curated record